Molecule: messenger RNA, 9721 nt
Organism: Chara braunii
Lineage: Eukaryota; Viridiplantae; Streptophyta; Charophyceae; Charales; Characeae
Source: the annotation of a GenBank genome assembly
UGGGCAUGAUGAGAGGCAUCAUGUGGAAUAACACACUGCUGCAGGCACAUCUGCGCACGGAACGACAACAGCGACAAAAGUACCAGCAAGACAUUGCUGUUUUAACAACUGCCAUCUGCGCCGAAGCAACGCAGCAGCAGCAACAGCAUCAGCUGUUGAACUCCGCUCUCGCACGCAUCAACAGCAUUGAGGCUAACGCCUCAGCAGCGCCAGGCUGCACGACAGACGCGACGAAGCAACUCAAUGAGCGCAUUGAUCACGUCGUAACCAUCAUCGGCGACAUAGGUGUUUUCAGUAGGCCGGACACGAUCAGUAGCACGGUGGCCGCCAUCAAGACGGACAUCACCAAGCUGCAGACGAGACCGGACGCCGCUACAAAGAAUUACAAGAUGCCACACUUCGACAUCAGCAAGUUUGACGACUACAACAAGUUGGACGCCUUGACAUGGUGGCAACGUUUCCUCACGGAAGCAUCAUGCCGCACUGUCCCGACAGACGACAUGAUGAAGGCACUCUACUUGCAACUAGUUGGAGGAGCGCAAGCUUGGAUGAACCAUCUGGCGGCUACUAACAAAUGCACCAUCGCCGACCUCCACACGCACAUCACGUGGAAUGAGUUCGAGAAGCUAUGGUUCACCCGGUUCAUGGUCCGCAACGUCGUGAAGGCGGCCAUGAACGAGGUGUACACCUGCUCUCAAGGAAAUAUGCGAACUCGAGACUGGACAACCAAGUGGCAGAAGAUGGUGACCACGCCAGGAUUCGAUUUGAGUUUUCCAAAUCAACGAUCCGAGUUCUUCUCGCGAUCGUGCGCGGGACUGCGGUCGGCACUCGGCAACGAGUACGACUAUGACACGUUCCAGGCCAUUCUGGAUCGUGCGAACUUAGUCAUCCAAACGGAUGACAAGGCCGCAAAGGAACGGCAGUCCCAGCCGCAUUAUGUGGCUAAGCAGGGCUAUCAAUGUCCGGCAUAUAACAAUGCCGUGUUUUCUGAGGAAAUCGACGACCACCACGCUGCGGCAGCAUCCUCGAGUGAUGGAGGAAUUGUAGCAGCGCUCCCGCCAAAGCGUCCCAAGAGAGUUCGGAAGAACAAGGCGACACAAGAGACAACAUCGACGGGAACUGGGCAGCAACCAUGGACGACUUACAAGAUAACCAAGGAUGUCUAUGACCUUUGUCAAAAGUACGGAUACUGCCUCUGGUGCAACAGCGUCACUCAUGUGACCGCACAAUGCCCCGAAAAGGGCAAGGCACGCGAGUAUCGAUUGUCGCAGAUGUACCAAGAUGCACUCUGGGAAAUACAGCGCGAGAAUUAUGUUGCCGCUCAAGAGAUCUUUGAAUGCAUCCUCAGGGAUCCUCUUUGUGUUGCCGCGCAGGAGGAGAAGUUCAUGCAGCGUAAUCAGCUGCUGCAUCUCAGGUUCCUGGCAUUCAAAAAUCUGGCUGAAGUCCUUAUCAAGAAGGGCGAUGGUCGAAAGUCCGAGCAUGAUGCGCUGCUGUGCUAUCUGGAGGCAGUCAGAAUCUACAGGCAGGAUGUUGUUGUAUGGCACCGACUGGGAAUCUUAACGUGGCGUCUCAGUUUACUAAGUCUAGCAAGAAAUGCAUUUGAAGAAGGAUUGGCCUGCAGUCCCCAUCACUGGGGCUGUAUGGAGAAGUUAUUGGAGGUUUUGGUUGCCAUCCGCGACGAGAGGGCAUGCAGGAGGCUAGCAAAGCGCAUGCUACGGUGCGGUCCUCACUCCCGAGCAUCUGAAGUGCUACAGUCGGUGAAAGGAAUCAAACACAAGGAAAGCAACGAGGAUGGCAUCCAUCAAGCAGCUACGGUACAGAAGGUCUGUGGUCGGCCUAGAAUCUCCCCGGACCCGUUUGAUCUUCUCGAGAUUGAUUUGCCCGGUGCGAAAAGACGGAGAGUUGACGGCACCGGUGAUGGACGCGGAAGCGAGGAGCAUGAACACCUGCCAUUGCAGAAAAAGGCAGGUGAGGAUCAAAGUGCGGGACCUGUGGACAGCGAGCCUUCGCCGCAAGUAUUGCCCUGCAACAUGCAGGAGUUGACGUGGGUGGAACUGAUUGAAGCCGUGGGGAAGUUGGUAAGGAUGACCUGCGCGGGUGGGCUUGGAGGAGAGGGUGACAAUGCGCCGGGAGGUCAGGGCGAUGUAAAAAAUCAGGCAGGAUUAUUGCCCUUGAUCGCACAGGUCGUCUUUACUUUCAGAGGGCAGAAGUUUCCGGUGAAUGAAGCAUCUGAAAGUGGGAAGCUGACCGAUGGGGCUCGGAAUGAAGUGUGCCAGGAGGCAGGGAUGAAGGAGGGAGGGAUGAAGGAGGGAGGAAAGGGGUCGCCGGGGGGAAGCAGCAGCCCGAUGGGGGGGGGCUGCGACAAAGAUGUCCUGUGUGUCGCGGAGUGCGGUGAUGGCGGAAAGCAAAGAGUAGAAGAGAAAAGGGCUAGAGAGGAAGGCAGGAAAAGAGUGGGACAGGAGGACGCAGGUGGGGGAGUGGAAGAAGAUGCGGAGUUACAGAGAGAGGGUGUUAUGAUUGGGACGUGCGCAGGGUCGGUCCGUGACGAAGAACUUGGAAAGCGUAUGGUACGAGCAUUGCGGCCCAGGUCUCGCUCGAUGAUGAGAGAGGAAGGAGGACGAGGAAAUCAAGACGUGGUGAUGGGCGGGCCCAGGGAUGUGCGAAGUGUGCUGGCAGAGUUUAUUGUUCCUGCUCUCUGUGGGGGUGCGGACUCUGGUGGCCAGCAGGGGGGGGUGGGGAAGGGGGGCAAGGAGGGUUAUGGUGGAGGGGAUGGGCGGACUGAUGGUGAAGUUGAUGAGAGGGCGAAGUUGGAAAAUAGGCAGAGUCAACAGGCCAAAGCGGAAGCCACACAGAUAAAGGAGUUUGUGGAGCAUGCAAAGGGUAACAAUGGCGUUCUUGAUAUUGGACAGAGGCUAGUGCGAAAGCUCUAUCAGAUUGGGGGUGUGGGUAGCAUAUGGGAGAAAGGAGCAUUCGAGAGCUUGCUCAUUGUUGAACAGAUGUUGCGUGAGAGGUUGGGCUGUCUGAGUCAGAAUUGCUCACUUUUGAUGGGGGAGCUGUAUCUUGAGGCGCUGAUGCGGCUCCCAGGGGCAGACCAGAGUAAGGAGUGGAGUUGGGCAUGUGAGUUUUAUGUACAGGAAGUGAUCGAUGGUGUAGUUUGCGGGAUUGCAGGUAGUGGGGAUUUUGGCGAGAAGUCGCCGAGGAAGGGGGCGAAAAAGAGAGUGGUAGAGGAGGAUGGGGAGGGCACGCCAUUCGAAGUGAAGAAGAGAAGCAGAUCCCAUCCAGGAGAGGGAUCAACUGAAGUUGAUGGUGGAGGACGUGGAAUACAGCCCAAGUUGAUGUGCUUCCCAGGACAGAAAAAUGGAGCACCCGGCAAUGGAACAAGAAACAGAGAGGCUUGUGGAGAAGAUGAUAAGGUGUUGGGUGUGUCAGCUGCCAUGAAAGAAGAAGCCGAUAACCAGGCAGGGAAACCGGAGGGCUGCGCAGAAGCGGCCUGUUUGGGAAAGGGACAGCGGUUCUGGAUACGAAUGCAUUGGUUCCUGGGGAGGUUUUUCCUGUGGCAGGGUAAUCGCGACAAAGCGUAUUGCGAGCUUGCAAGGUGUUUCAAGCUCAUGGAAGAGUGCGAGGUUGGCAGAGAGAAUGGGGUUCAUCGGGAUGUGGUUUGUUUGCCAAAGUGGCUGGCAGAACGAUACAUCUCAAAAGAUUUAGUGACGAAGAAGUUGAGAGAGGUGGAGCUGGACUGGAUGGUGUUUCUUGCAACUUCAAAGAUUGAAGAUGACCACAUGAAAGACCAGUCAAUGGCGACGGAAGUGGUUGCUCAACUCGCACCUGCUUUGCUGGGAUGCACAAGCAAGGGGGGAGGAGACGAAAAGGCGAAUGCUGAAGACGAUGGGACCGGAGGAGCGUGUUCGUCGUAUACCUCACCAUGCACGUCUCCCGGUAGCUGGGGGGUUGAGCAAGGAGGAAACGCACGACGACUCAAUGCGCUGAGAGUUCUUUUGUCAGCAUGUGAAAAGGCUGGAACUGAUGGCUUGACAACAGCCCUUCAUACACACAUUGAAAUUCUGACUCUGGUGUGCAGUGCGGCUGGCUGGAUUGAAUGUGAUCGGUAUGGGGACUUAGUGGCAGUUGAACGGAAAAGGGGGAGUGAGAGGGGGGAGGGUGGGAGACGCUGGCCCAGGGAAGGAAGCAAGCAGAUUGCUGAAGAGCUGAAGGCACUAUCAAGGUGCUUGGUGAGGAUCAAAGACCUGGCGAACGACAAAAGUGAGAGUAAAGUGAAUGUUGACAUCACGAAAUUGCCACCCCUUGCGAAGAGGCGCCUACAACAGCUGUUGAUUGCCUGCAUACACAGACUGUACAACGCGCCAACGCUGGCACGGCGAGGCUUCCUUAGGCAUGGAUUGAACAUGGAUGCACAAACGGACAGUGCUGCCUUAGUAGAUGCAGUUGUGUCGUUUUGCCGAAUCCAACAUCUCGAUCCAGCUGCAUCCAUCAAUCAGCAGGUGUAUCUGUUGAUGAAGAUGCACGAGCUCCUGGCAGACCGCGGACUUUGUUGUAGCGGAAAGGGAAGCGAUGGAGGCGAGGGCGCAUUCCUUAGAAUGGCAAUUCAUCAACUGACUGCAUUAGAAAUGAAGUUGAAGAGCCAAAAUGGUUCUGUGCCGUCGGAUCCUCUGCUGGAACGGCGAAGAAAGCACAUUCAAGAGAGAGAAGAGGCUGUGGACAGGAGUUGUGCCGUGAGGUGUGCAUCCGUCUUUGAGGAGGAAGAUGCACAGGGGAGGGAGGCAAGAGAGGGAGGAGACACUGCCAUUGCUACAGGGGUGGAACAGGAUAGGGGAUCACCAGGUACAACUAAUGUGGAUGUGAUUGACAUUGAUGCACCAGAUGAGACGACAAAUGACCGAGUAAAGGCGCCCAUCAGUGUUGACGAUGAUAUCGAAACACAAGGAACUGCAGAGGAUGAAGCAAACGAUGAGCGGAAAGCAGCUGAGACUGCGCUUGAUGCUGCUUUGGAUCAAUGCUUCUUCUGCUUGUAUGGGCUUAACUUGAGGAGUUCGUCCGAUGAAAAGAACGGUGAUGGCUGUGUGCUGCAUGAGAACACUAAUCGGGGGGACUACCAGACAGAGAAGCAGUGUGAGGAGGUGCUUCAUUAUGUUCUCCCAUUUGUCCAGAAUUGCUCGCGCAAUCGCCUGUUGAAGCUUCGGAGAGUUCUCAGACUCAUUUACAAGAAGUUUCCGACACCUCCUCAGCAAGUCCUGGACCUGUAUUCAGUGGAUGGAUUUCUGGAUGAUCCUGACCUGGACGAGCGGGGCAUUUGUCAGGAGCUGCUUGAUGCAGAUGCCAACAACAGGGGUGAAUCGUCUGGGUGCAAAGAGUUGGCUGUGUUGAACAAACAGGAAGAGAAAACAGGAGCAAAAUCCAAGGCAGGGGAGGAAGAUGGACAAGGAACUGCUCGUACCGAGGGGCCCUACGUGGAGGUGUACUCCAACUUGUACUAUCUGCUGACACAAGUGGAGGAGAUGUCGGCAUCGGUGCAGUGGGCUGGAUUUGUAUUGACAAAAGAAGGGGAAGAAUUUGUGGAGCAUAAUUCCAACCUGAUUAAUUACGAUCUUUGCUAUCAUCCGAUGCGAUAUGAGAGCUGGUACCGCAUGGCUACACUCCACGAUGAGGCCGUUGAUUUGUUGCUGAAUGAUGGGAGCAAGAACAGAAGUGUUGCUGCCUGGCGUCGAAAUAAAGAUUUUCUGCAAAGAGUUGAGGUCAGCCGCAGGAGAAGCAGGCGCUGUCUCCUUAAAAGCUUGGUCUUAGCACCAAAUCGAGAAGUGCAGGGUGAGGUGCAGGAGUUGCUGGGAUUAGUGUACUAUGAUGCCAUUCAGAAUGUGGUGCCAUUAUAUGAUCAACGCCGACACCAGCCUGUGAGGGAGAAAGCGUGGAGGAAUCUGUGCGAGAAUGCGACAUUACACUUCAAGGGUGCAUUUGCUAAAAAGCCCGAAUGGCUGCAUUUGUUCUACCUAGGAAAAUUAUCGGAGAAGCUGGGUCACCCUCCUGGAGAGGCUUUGGCAUUCUACAAGAGAGCCUCUGAGAUGAAUCCAUCGAUAUUAGAUCCCAUUUACCGAUUACAUGCAUCGAGGAUGAAGCUGCUUUGUUCUUGCCCACGAAAUGAUCGCAGAAUCCUUAAGGUUGUUGCAGAGUACUGCUUCCGUCAAGAAGCAGCACACAUGGUUGAGGAUCUGCUGAGGUGUUCCGAAGGCAACAUUACUAUAGAUAUGUCCUCCAGGGGCCAGGUUGGUGAGAGAGAGAGGGAAGACUGCGAGUCGCAGCUAGCAAGAGGGGUUGAUGGAGCUCGAGGGAGGGAGGAAGGAGGAAUGGCAGAUGUGCAGGGUCCUGUCGGGGCAGUGUGGAUUAGUGAUAUGGUGUCCACAGGAGCUGUAGUCCAUGCGGGAGAAGGGGAAGAUGCAACAGAGGCUCCGUCCUCUGGCAGUGGGCAAUUGGUGGUGGUGCGAACAAGCGGUCAGAGUCCGAGUGAAAUAGAAGCCACCGCAUGGGAGCUGUUGUUUGCCGACUGCAUGGAAGUCAUGCGGAUGUGUGUCGACGCUGACCUGAAGCACUUCCACAGGGCACGGUACUGUAUGGCGAAGUGGCUGCUAAGAAGGGGGGGGGUUGGGGAGGUGGAAAGAGCCAAGGAGGAGCUGGCAUUCUGUUUCAGGACAGGAAGAUCGCCAUUCACGAUUAACAUGUGGGAGAUUGACGACAACUCGCUACGCAGGAACAGGGUGUGCAGGAGGGGUGCAAAGAAUCCCAGGGGCCCAAAGGGUGGAUGUGGGGUCGGUGGCACAAGGCGGCUGGAACCUGGAUUGUCCGAAAGUUCCCGCAAGUUCAUCACAUGUGUGCGAAAGUAUCUGCUGCUCUACCUUUCACUCUGUGAACAAACUAGCGACUUGGCCACUCUUGAACGAGCAUACUCUGUCCUCCGGGUUGACAAGAGGUUUUGUCUCUGCUUGGAGGACAUAGCAUGGGUGGCGCUUGGUCGGUAUCUUCAUGGGCUGGUGAUGGCUCUUCAGAAGUGGGAUGAGGAGAGGGAGAGAGGGAACUGGACGAAGCAGCAGCUGCAGACAGCUGGUCAGGUGCAGAUUGCGGGACCCGGCUCUCAUAGUGCCAACGCUCCGGCAGGGCUUCUGGAGAGGGCAUUCACUGUUUUCCUUGAACAUUCCAUCUCCUGGGAAGACACCGCUGGGCUCGGCCUCGCUGAAGCUGGAUACGAUUCGGUAUCGACAACGAUCGAGGAGGCUAUUUACAGAUAUGGUAUGCGAUACCUGGACCAGCUGGAGGAGGCUGGCGAUGUCGACACACUGGAGCUGGUUAAUGAAAAGAUGCGGCGCAAGUUCAAGAGCCCGAAGUUGACGAGCGCCGGUGUGCUAAAGAUGUACCGGCGAGCUGCUCUCUGCUGGUUCCAUGCUCUGUCCCGCUGGGUUUCUCAACUGUCCACGCCGGCAGCAGCUCCUCCUCCCUUGCAGCUCCCGCCACCGCCUGCUCCCACUGCGGCACAUUUGCUGCCAGCGACGGUGCUGAUGACAAUGCCAGACCUGCAGCACCAGCAUAUCGGUCAGAUUCAGAGUGCGGGAGCACUUGGAGGCCCCAGGGUAGAUGGAGAUGGGAGGAAGGAUGGCAUGGACAUUGCGGGCGGGGGGGAGCGCAGCGACUUCCAGUGGGGUCUUUUCAGAGGCCAUACGGGGUCUGAAAUUGUGGCAGCAGAUGUAUCUGGUGCGCACAUUGAUGUCGGAUUUCCUCAUCUAGGGUCGGCUAACAGGACACAGGUAUUCGACAGGGUGGCGGAGGAUCAGUACGAUGAUAACAGAAGAUGCGGAGGGGAAGAGUAUGGUCCGGCCGACGAACACGUGCAGUUAAGUGGGGCGAUCGUUGGAAGUUAUGCCACCGCGGCUGAGAACUUGGAUGGCGCAAUCGCACUGAUCCGGUCUGCAUACGCGCUGUACAAAGAUUCAAUUUCGAGCCCUCUUGCGAAUCUGAUCACUGGGUGCUGGGCUGGCAGUCCACCUCGGAUCAUGCCUGCCACGGCUGCUGUUAGUACUGUGGAUGGGUAUCUGUGCAGUGGAAUCGGAUUGGGAGCGGGAGGUGGAGGUGCAGGGUUCACAUCCGAUGGCAACAGAACAGCAGCAGCAGCAGCAGCAGGAGGAGGAGGAGGAGGAGGAGGAGGAGGAAGCAGGGGUGAGAGCAUUCUCGGGUGUACUUCAGCUUCGUCUACCGCUGAUUGCGGCACGGAACUCCCUGGUACCAGCUGCAGCGAUUCCCAAUCUCAGGGAGUGGGUCCUUAUCCCACACCUUCGGCGGUGCUUUCGCGAGCAUUUGUCCUUGUCCAUGGCCGCUACCCUUCGUCACUGAUGGAAGCAGUGAAAUAUUGUGAAGAGCUGUGCAAGCUCCGACCUAAGAGAACCCCUUUCUUCGCCACGCAGUCAGUUGCAACUGCGGCGGCGAACCCUAGUCUCCCGGUGCCCACUGCUGCUGCUCUGGUCACGACGCCCGCCGCUGCUACUGGAGUCGGCGCUGCUCCUGUUUCAAGUGUUGCUUCAUUUCAGCAGACCCCUCUACUAUUGGGUCCAGGAUUGCAGGAAGGAAGGGUGUGGCAUGCAGAGUGAACGAAGGAACCGCUUUCCACUCAAGAACAAGCAGGGACUCCCUUGUUCAUCGGGAGAUGGAGCCUCUGUAGGCGCGCUUUGAAGGACACAGCUUGUGAGUGGAAAUUUGGGGCGCGGAAAUGGAGGCUGGAUGUGCACACGCACAAAACACGAUAUCCUUUGUUUCGUUGCUCAAAGGAGAAGAGCACUUUUGCACACAAGGGAUGUCCCUUCUGAACGGGUGAGUUUUUGUAAGAGCGUUUCAAACCUCCUUUCAACUCUUGAUCCCCAAAGUCGUUUCACGAGAAGCCGGGAAAACGGUCUACAUGAUGUUAGGCAGCUCUUUCUGAAAUAGUUGCCUAUCUCUGAGAUGAAGAUUCAGCAAAACCAGUCCAUAGGGAGAGGCUAAGCUGCAACCAGAGGAUGAGCAGCCCCCUGCAGUCUCAUGAGAUGUCAGAGGUCAUGGGACCACAAACCCCAUGGGCCAUGGCCCCGUAUGUCCCACGUCCUGGGAAUCCCCCUACAAAAUGAAGAUAGGAUAGGCGGUGUUUUUUUUGCGUGCAUGAGAGAAGAGGGGGGUGGGUAAUUCAGGAAGGAGCUAUUCUGGUGUUGAGGCGAGGAGUGCCCGCGACCGCGGUCGGUCCAAUGGAGAGUCGAUGCGACGGCAAAUUUCCGUGAAGGAGUGAGAACUGAAAGGAAUUGCAAGCAGCUGCUCCCUGGAGAGGUGCCACGCCUAGCCACAUUGCCGGCUUACUUGCUUCAGCACUGGGGCAGAAUAGUGAAGGAGGGCAUGAAAACCACAGCUGCGGUACCGUGAGAUCGCUCGUUACCUGCGAGUUUCUAAAAAUAAAAAUAGAAAAAGAUCUCUUGUGCCUUUGGUAUGGCAACGAGUGGUGUUGAAAACAAAAAAAAGAUCUCUUGCGCGUUUCACGCCGGCAGGUGAAUUAGUCAUACUCUGUGUGCAAUCCGACUCAGCCUGGGGUGACGUUAGUCGUCGUAGCUUGCCAGCGAAGUUCUCCAGCUGUCACAACUCAUGAGUGAGGCUCCAUCGACACGUCUUUGUAAUAUUAUGUUUACAGCUCUUCUAGUCAUCGUAGCGU